Verticillium nonalfalfae is the source of this 591-nucleotide messenger RNA. RefSeq names its product COMPASS (complex proteins associated with Set1p) component (gene SDC1). The record is from RefSeq and is a predicted model, not a curated record. Lineage: Eukaryota; Fungi; Ascomycota; Sordariomycetes; Glomerellales; Plectosphaerellaceae. The transcript is spliced from 3 exons. Bases 1 to 591 code for a protein of 196 amino acids.
AUGUCAGACACACUGAACGCUGCGGACACCCCGCAAACAUCCGCCGACCAACCUGUUGCAGAUGCUCCCGCGCCUACUCCCGCACAUGUGCUCGCAUCUGUGGAUGUUCCCGACGAUGGAACAAAGAUAGCCAUUGAGGAACCCGUGGCAGCCAGAGAGCUCGCCCCCACUCCCUCAACAGAUCUGACGUCAACCUUGGAGACGGCUGCCGCUACUGCUGAUGUGCUGAUGCCCGAUGCGCCCACUGGCGACAACGCGCCGUCGCCCGCUCCUGCUGCCCAAUCCUUCACCCCUACUGUUGCUAGCCCCAUGCCUCGCACGGCUACACCCAGUCGCACCGUCAAUGGCAACCACGACAAGGAGCCUGGCAGCUCCCGCGCUGGCUCGGUCCAUCCUGACCCAGGGUUCACAAUGCCUGACAAGGCUGCUUCUCACGGCGAUCCCGUCCGCCAGUAUCUCAACAACAAUGUCACGACUGUGCUGCUUGACGGCAUGAAACAGAUUGCGAAAGACAAACCCAAGGACCCUCUUCGCGUUCUGGGCAAUUACCUCAUCCAGCGAUCUAAGGAACUCGAGCAGACAGACAACUAG